GUGUGAAGCAGCAUCAUCACCACCAUCUGGAUUUAUAACCAAAAAAAAACAUCAUUUUCUGUAUUUUCGUUUAAAAAAAAAAAAAAAAAACCACGUAGAAGGCGGAGGUGGGCGGCGAUGGCGAUGCGGGAGUUAGUCACCGGCGGAGCAGCGUGUGCUGUUCCUGGUUCUUCCUCUUCAUCCAACCCCCUUGGCGCCCUUGCGAACGCUCUCGUCGGCUCUUCUUCAAAGAAUCAGGAGAGGCUGAAGGAGAUUCCUACAUCUACAACUACCGCGUCUUCUCCGGCUAAAUUCUACACUGAGACUGGCGUAGCACUUCCAGGUUCCGAGUUCGAGCAGCCGUUUUUGCAACCAAACGCCCAGGGCUCCGACUUUAUACGUGACUUUCGUUCUGUGAAUGAUAAUGGACUCUCAAACGCGUGGGAGGAGAUACAGCGUCAACCUAACAGUCAGUUUGGAGCUCCACUUCAACCUGCUUUUGAUGGCCCACCUCAGCGUGUGCUAUCAAGAUUUCUUCACUCAUUUGUGGACAGCAGCCGUAGUGGCAUUCCGUUUCAUCCUACUCCUCUUCCACUAUUAGGACUGUCAGACAGUGACAAACAUUGCAUACGUGAUCGUAGCAGCAUUAUGGCAAGGCACUUUUUCCCAGAUGGAAGUGAAGAUUUUAUCAAUGCUCAGGUAAAUGCACUAUUGAGCUCUUUAGAAAUAGAAAAUGAUGUUCGAGCCAAGGGACCUCUGCCUGGGAGAUUUAGGGAGCUGGAGGAUUACUGGAAUGAAUCGCAAGGUGUCCUGAAACCUGGUCCACAUGCAGCAGAAGGAUGGGUUUCUGAAUUCGGUCAACAUAGAGCAGAACUUGGUGAUCCUGAAGCUUGGGCUCACUCAUUUGAACAGCAGCAUGGUGCUAAUGGAUGGGCUUCUGAAUUUGAGCAGACCCAGUUGACAUCAUUGGACCAACUGAGAGGGGCAGGAAUCUCAAACUUGGCUGCAAGAGAGCAGACUCGAAUGCUUGCACAUACACUGGCUCAAAAUAAUGAUCCAAAAUUUCAGAACUCAAAAUUUCUUCAAUUUGUAUCGAAGAUGAGUCGAGGUGAACUUAUUAUUGAUGAUAAUGGGAUUCAGCCAGCAUCUAGUGACUGGGCAACAGAAUAUCAACAACAUCAUAAUGGGGCUAGUUGGGCUAAUGAGUUUGUACACGAAGAGGUUACUGGACCUAAUAGAUGGGCCAAUGAGUUCGCUACUGAACAAGAGCCACAAGGAUCAAUUGAUGAUCAAUGGGUCAAUGAAUUCUCAAAGUUGGAUGUACAAGAUUGGGUGGAAGACUUUGGACGUCAGGUGGGCGAAGGGGCUCUAGGGGAUGGUUCAGCUGAUAAUUGGGCUAAUGCAUAUGAUGAGUUUCUAAAUGAGCAAGUUGCUGCCAAGCAGCAAUCAGAUGCUUCAAGGGGUGUUUAUGUAUUUUCUGAUAUGAACCCCUAUGUUGGUCAUGAAAAUCCCAUGAAAGAAGGUCAAGAGCUGUUUCGGAAAGGGCUUCUGAGUGAAGCUGUACUUGCUUUAGAGGCUGAAGUUAUGAAAAACCCUGACAAUGCUGAAGGAUGGAGGUUGCUUGGAAUAGCCCAUGCAGAGAAUGAUGAUGAUCAACAGGCCAUUGCAGCCAUGAUGCGAGCACAGGAAGCUGAUCCUACAAAUCUGGAGGUGCUUCUUGCCCUUGGUGUGAGCCAUACAAAUGAGUUGGAGCAGGCAGCUGCUUUGAAGUAUUUACAUGGAUGGUUACGACAUCACCCAACGUAUGGGACUCUUGCAUCACAAGAGCUCUCUGAAUCAUUGUAUUAUGCUGAUGUUGCUAGAUUAUUCAAUGAAGCUGCUCAAAUGUCACCUGAGGAUGCUGAUGUCCACAUAGUGCUUGGUGUCCUGUAUAAUUUGUCAAGGGAGUAUGACAAGGCUAUUGCAUCUUUUGAGACAGCUUUGAAACUCAAACCUAAUGACUACUCCCUAUGGAACAAGCUUGGUGCAACUCAAGCGAACAGUGUGCAGAGUGCGGAUGCAAUAUUAGCUUAUCAGCAGGCACUAGAUUUGAAGCCAAAUUAUGUUCGUGCCUGGGCAAACAUGGGUAUCAGCUACGCAAACCAGGUUUUGUUCUCAUGCUUCUCUGUUUUGUACUUGCUGGUGUCUCAUCUGUAUGUGUAUUUGUUAUUAUUUUAUCUUGAAAUAUUUCUGGAAUGGGCAUCGUUAUGAAUGAAUUUUAAUUUAUCACUGGCUUGUAAGCCUUAUGUGGGCCCAAAAACAUCUUAGUGCUACCUAAAUGAAAGGGAAAGAACAUGAUUUGUACAUAAUUGGAUCAUUGACCACAUUGCACAAGUUUUUUUUGGAGGUUCAUGUAGUAAGUUUAUGGAUUGUUUUAAAGUUCAGUUGUUGAAGAUUUUCUAUGCCAUUUUAUAUCAUAACCAAAAUCUACUUGGGAGUGCUCGACAUAGAAUGCAAAAUCAAGCAGCGUGCCCACAUUAUAUACAUUAUAUACACUAGAUUGUUAAAGUCAAUGAGGCUAAUAUAUUUCAUAUUAGAUGUCCAAAAUAAUAGGACAUAAGAUGGAAUGAAAACCAAUUGCUCCUAAAGGUGCUGGAGAGUGGGUACAAAGAGAAGGAAUUCAUUGCUAGAAGAUUACAAAAAGAAAGCAACUAACUUCUC
Rubroshorea leprosula is the source of this 2679-nucleotide messenger RNA. Lineage: Eukaryota; Viridiplantae; Streptophyta; Magnoliopsida; Malvales; Dipterocarpaceae. The record is from the annotation of a GenBank genome assembly.